Stomoxys calcitrans (stable fly) is the source of this 6297-nucleotide messenger RNA. It is a transcript of the gene sbb, whose product is annotated as zinc finger protein 609. Lineage: Eukaryota; Metazoa; Arthropoda; Insecta; Diptera; Muscidae. The record is from RefSeq and is a predicted model, not a curated record. Gene Ontology annotation, cellular component: nucleus. The transcript has 10 exons. Bases 443 to 5851 code for a protein of 1802 amino acids. Gene Ontology annotation, biological process: regulation of transcription by RNA polymerase II.
CAACAUGUUUAUUAAAUUUCCAGCUUGUGUGAACUUUAACAAUCGGACAAUUAUACUCUGAAAUCUAUAAACUAAAAAUUGAUGGUGCGAAACUUCUUAUGACAAAAAUAAUAAACGGCGAAAUAAAACCUAAGUUUUCCUUAUUCAUUUAUUAAAAAUGAAUGUUUUAUGUUGAACUUCCAGUGCUUCUUUUCUCUAUACCCUUUGUUUUGGUGAAUAUUGGAUUACUCUUAAGUGCUAAUGUAGAAAAGAGCGUCGCAAAAAAGUUACAAAAACAAGUUGCCAUAAACCUAAACAGAGUCCAGUAUAUUGAUUUUUGUGUACAAGCGGAUGCAAAAUUGUUUUAAUCAAAUAUAUUUAUAAAUGUAUAACUUAAAAAAAUAAUUUUACUAGAAAUGUGAUCAGUUUUGCAAAAGGAGGUAACAGACAAUUAUAUUAUGGAAUGGAAAAAAAUAAGUUGCGACAAUGUAUUGGAACAGACGUAAAAAAUGGUAAUGCGCCCCAAGCAUAUGACACAGCCAUUAAAAGUAACUUUUUGCCGGAAUUGUUUCCAGGUCAUCUACGAUUGCAGCAAAGUGAAUUGAAUAAACAAAGCUCUAAAAUAACAGAUUCAAUAACAAGUAUUGUAAAUGAGGACAUUAAUAGUUCAAAAAUACUGAAUGAAAAUAUUUCCAAAGAUACAAACUUUGAAUGUGAGGAGGAGUGGGAUAUUAGCGGAAUACCGGAGAUAUUAAAUGAGUUGGAUGCAGAUAUAGAAAAAUCGUUAAAGGCUAAUAUUUAUCAAAAGUUUGGCUGUGAAAAGACUGACAGCAAAUGUAAGGCAUCACGAAAACGUCGCAUUAUAAACCAAGAUGGAACUUUCCAUGAAAAUGGAAAUGACAUUGUAUGUCUUACUAAAGUAGCAAACCCUACAUCAAAACUCACGGAAGUUUCAAUAUCAGCAUUAUCCGAAACGCCUUUUGGAAUCACAAAUCGCUCAAUACCUGUUGAAUUAAGUUUCCAGUUAAAUAAAGUGAGUGUUUCACACACUAUGUCAUCGCAAGGUGGAAACAGUAGCAGCACUAGUGCCAUAACUGUCUCCGGAGGAAUUAGUAAUGCUAAUAACAAUCAGAGUGCAGCACAAACACUUAAUAGCAAUAAGUUAAACUCAAAGAUGUCUAUUGAUCACCAAGCUACACUCGACAAAGGGUUAAAAAUGAAAAUUAAACGUACCAAGCCUGGUACAAAAAGUUCAGAAGCAAAGCAUGAAAUUGUGAAAGCUACAGAACAGUUACAAAAUGGAGUUGUAAGCGGUGUUGUUGGAACAUGCAGCAACAAUGCAAGUGAAAGUUCAACUACAACGCCGGGUUCAAAUCCAAUUUCCUUGGCAUGUCAAAACAAUUUUGGAACCUCAGCAACUCAAAGCAAUCCGCUUCCUGGAGGAAGCAAAAAGAAUGCAUGUAAUAGUGGUAAUAAUACGUUCCCUUCUGGUAAUGGCAAUGGUGGAAAUAUUGUUACGAGUGCACCAUUAGCGGCGAAUAUUACGAAUUCAUCAACCGUGACGAGUAGUAAACGUUCUAGUUCAGGUCAUCGUCGUGAUAAGAUAAAAGAAAAGUCUUCGCAUUCCAUUCGUAAUGUAAACGAUAAGAAUAUCGGUCAAAAUAAUGAAAAAGAUUUAAAUGAUAAGAACAUUUGCAAUUGUAAUAUUAGUGAUUCUACAACUUCGUGCAACAGUAGUACGUGCACACGCCGAAAUGAAGGUAACGUGCAACGUCUACCACACUCGAACGUAAAUAGUACGGUCGUCCCACCAGGAGUCUUCAUUCCGUCUUCAGAAACGUCCAGUUCUGCAGCGACACUUUUGUCGGUUCCUACCACAGAGGGUAGUUCCCCAGUAAUUUCACAUUCCUCGACGAUAAGUGGCACAGCAAACACGCCAGGCCCACCAAACAGGGAUUGUAGCGGGAGUAACAUCAAAAUAUCGUCUCACAUUGCGGCGCAAUUGGCUGCGGUAGCAGCUUCAAAUAAUGCUGACAUAAAACUGCCAAUUACAAGCACACCAUCUUCACAAACAAAACAAACUUCACACUCCAUUUCUGUUGCAGCACACAUAAACAAAUCUAAUGUUUCUACCACGCCAAUAGGCGCAAAUUUGAGCCCAAACUCCUUGGCGGACGAUAAUUUAAAAUCUCCUCCCACAAAACGAGCAAAGCAUAAUGAUUACAAGGUUCCAGAAAUGAACACUGUUAAUAAAGAAACUGUGGAUAUUUGUGUUGGAACAUCUGUGGGUACUAUAACAGAACCAGAUUGCUUGGGGCCUUGUGAGCCUGGAACUUCUGUUACACUUGAAGGCAUCGUUUGGCAUGAGACUGAAGGUGGCGUUCUAGUUGUUAAUGUUACAUGGAGGGGUAAAACGUAUGUGGGUACAUUAUUAGAUUGCACUCGCCAUGACUGGGCACCUCCAAGAUUUUGUGACUCGCCAUCAGAUGAAUUGGAUUCCCGGACUCCUAAGGGCAGAGCAAAGCGUGGACGUGCUAUAACAGCUCCCGAUUUGAGUAAUUUUACGGAGACAAGGAGUUCGAUAUAUUUUUCACAUCCACAUGUUCAUUCCAAAUUACGCAAUGGUACUGCAAAAGGAGGGCGUGGUACUUCCAGAUCCUCAAAUGUUACAGAGAAAAAUAAUGGCAGCUCUUCUGUUUCAUCGGGAAACGGAGGGUCCACACCUAGCACUUCACCUACAUCAUUUUUACCACCCCGUGCAGAAAAGCGCAAAUCAAAAGACGAACCUUCUUCCCCCACAAACGUUGAUAAUGACUUUUCAAAUUGUACCAUGAUCAAUGCAAGCGGAAUAGCGAUUUCUACAAGCGGGGGAGCUAAUCUUAACCAGCCACAAAGCUUAAUAAAUCCUGUGACAGGCCUUAACGUUCAAAUAAGUACGAAAAGAUGUAAACCUGCUGUGCCAUGUGCUAUAUCUCCAGUUUUGCUGGAAUGUCCAGAACAAGACUGUAGUAAAAAAUAUAAGCAUGCCAAUGGCCUACGUUACCAUCAGUCCCACGCCCACGGAAAUGUUUCAAUAGUAGAUGAUGACUCUAUUGCAGAUAUUGACGAACCAAUAAUUACACCUUCAAACAGUCCCGUGUUAAUAACCAUUCCAGUUGAAUCCGAAGUGAUUGAAAAUGUAGGUUCAAUAAUAAUCGACCGACCAUCUGCCUUAAAAGUGACAGAUUCAAUAAAAUUGGAGGAUACUGAAACAUCACCAACUCUCAUAUCAACUAAUACUACAGAGCCAGAGAAAACUCUUUUAAAGUCAACAUCAUGUGGUGAAAUAUGUAAAAUCGCAACUGAGAAAGUUCUUGCUUCCUCCCAAAUUUCGUCGGACACUUCUAAUAUGUGUCAGGCAGUGGAAGAUUUAGAUAAGAAGGGAAGUGGUUGUACUCCAUCGACUUCUGUAGAAGAAAGUGACCACCUUAAUAAUGCUCUGAAAUGUGGUGUACUCCGUUUUGGUCAAGCCGAUUCAAAAGAAAACGAUAUUUCCUUGUUAAAUCUGCAACUUGAGGACACGUCAAACAAAAAUAAUCAAGAAAUCGCCUGUCACUCUAUUGCGUCGGAUUCUGAAGGAACAAGUUCCCAAUCUAUGGGGGGCCAAAUGAACAAAGAAAUUACCCAAUCACCAAAACAGCAAACAAUAAACAAUGACACAUUAAAAAUAGAUACAGGACCUCACCAAGAAACAAAUCAAAUAUCUGGUAAGUCUGCACCUUCAACUCCUACCACUGGGAGGCAAAAAAAGGCUAGAAAGUCUCCUUGUCUUUCCGAUCAUAAUAUAGACGAAUAUAAUACUUCCAAUAUUACAUCACGCGAUGAAGUUCAAAGCCCAGCAUACAGUGACAUAUCUGAUGAUUCAACACCCGUUAACGAUCAACAACUUGAAAAGGUUCACCAAGCGAAGAAUGCCGACAUUGCUAAAAAAUCUCCCGAUGUGGUAGCCGGUUGUUCCACUUCCCAAACUACAAUAGCAUCUCCACUUGGUGGUUAUGGAAUGUAUCAAUUUUAUCAGCAACAACAAUUUCUUGCUCAGCAAUCCGCAGAACAACAAUCAAAUAAAAAUAAUUCGAGUAACAAUAUUGUUCAGCCAUCUUUGCCAGCUACUUGCACUUCACAGCAGACAACAAACAAUGCUGAAGGAGGUCGAAAGGAUCCGCCACUAGAUCUCAUGACAAAAUCUACAACGAGCCCAUCGCCUCAAGAUUCAAAUAAAGAUGGAAACCAACCUCAGACAAAUAUUAAUUCACCUCAAACUGCAAAUAACUUGUCAUUAGGUGCCGGUGCAUUAAAUUCUUCCAUAGCUUCUAAAUCCCAUUUUUAUGCAUUUAACUACAUGUCACCAAGCUAUCAGUUUAAUGUCGACCAAAACUAUGUCCCAGUUUCAAUUGUUGCGGAAGACGGAAAAAGUGGUAGACACGGGAGCAUUGUGGGUCCUUCCGAGCAGCUGCAACCGCCAAUUCAAUUCAAAGAUGAUAGGGAAAAGGAAGGAAAUAGCCCAAAUGAUAAUAUAAAAGUUUUACACCAACAACAGAUUACUCCGAGCAAGAUUGUGAAAUCUGAACCCACCGCAAGGGCCGAAAAUUUGGAAACAAAAGGUGUCAGUGCUCUUUCUUCACAAGUUUCACAUGUUCCAUUAAAUAACAAAGAUUUACCUGCAAUGGGAUCGUAUUCAAAUUUAUACCAAAGACAUCCUAUGGCACUAGCAUCACAGCAAUUGUCACGCGAAGAGGAGUUGCGCAGAUAUUAUAUAUUUUCCGACCAACAACGUCGGCAAAGCAGCACAGUGCCAACUAUUAACUUGAUCAACCAACAAACCCCAGGAUGUGCAAAUCAAAAUAACCAACAACAAUGUAAAGAGGACCAAACCCCUAUGCAAGCAAAUAUUCAGGGACAACAGCAAGUCAAAAUCAAAUCGAAUGCAUCUUUGAGUAUGAUUAAUAAUACGAGUAAACUUUCGACUGGUACAAAAGACAACCCCAAACAGAAGGAGGAUGAGUUGAAAGCAAUUAAGCAAGAAGGUCAAAAACCAACAAUGGAAACACAGGGUCCUCCCCCACCGCCAACAUCGCAAUACUUUUUACACCCUUCAUAUAUGGCACCAACUCCAUUUGGAUUUGACCCAAACCAUCCCAUGUAUCGAAACGUUUUAAUGCCGCCGACGCCACCGUAUAAUACAGCACCGUACCAUCUUACCAUGCCUCGAUAUCACGCUCCUGAAGAUCUGUCCAGAAAUACAGGAACAAAAGCGCUGGAUGUUCUUCAUCAUGCUGCGAGCCAGUACUAUACUACCCAUAAAAUACACGAACUAAGUGAAAGAGCACUGAAAUCUCCUAAUAGCUCAAGUAGCAAUGGAUCAACAAAUGUUAAGGCCAGUAUUUCUAGUCCAACAAUAGGUACUAAUCAACAUUCAAAUAUAACUGCUAAUUCUGUUGGACAUCAUUCAACUUCCUCUCAGUCAAGCUCUACUCAAUUAACUCAUAAUUUGUCAUCACAAACAAUUUCAACAACUUCUAAUAAACAAGAGAUAAUGGGACAAAAAUCACAUACUGGUUCAUCCGGAGUUGUUAGUGUAUCACACGAGCCACCAAAGCAGCAGACAAGCACAAACUCUUCAGUUGUAUCAAACAGCAGUGCUAUUAAUACUAGCGGAGGUGGUGCAGAUUCUCGAAGCCCACCUCCACAGAGGCAUGUGCACACCCAUCACCAUACCCAUGUAGGACUUGGUUAUCCAAUGUAUCCCGCACCUUACGGAGCUGCUGUACUUGCCAGUCAACAGGCCGCUGCUGUAGCUGUGAUAAAUCCUUUUCCACCAGGACCAACCAAGUAGAGCAGAUAAUUUUUUUAAAUUAAAAUGAAAUAAAAAUUAGUAUUAAAACCAUAAACCGGAUACUUUUAGGACGCGCAUAUAAGGCUAAAGCAAAUAUCGAACGAUAAUGCUUACAACUAUUACAUAAAAACAAUGAAUAUCUUUGAAUGAACUUCAGCAUAACCUCUAUCAUUGAAAUAAAAAUAUUAUUCUUCAUUACGUUAAAAUAAAUUCAUGCUUAUCUACUUUUAAAAGAAGUAUUGUUAAUAAUUUAAUUUUUAUUAAUGCUAAUUUUGUACUAAUAUAUUUUCUUAUGUGUAUAUACGUUUGUAAGUUACUAUGUUUUCUAUCGUUCAUUUUUAGUUUUCAUAUUCGAUUCAACAUGCAAUUUUAUCCAUUACAUUUGUAAUUGAUUUUCAUUUAAUAUUAUAGCGAAUAUAUUAAAUUAGAUUUCGAAUAUAACUGUA